This is a messenger RNA of Hermetia illucens (black soldier fly), 581 nucleotides long. RefSeq lists its product as uncharacterized. NCBI's taxonomy places the organism in Eukaryota, Metazoa, Arthropoda, Insecta, Diptera, Stratiomyidae. Gene Ontology annotation, biological process: mitochondrial respiratory chain complex IV assembly; mitochondrial respiratory chain complex I assembly. The transcript has 3 exons. The record is from RefSeq and is a predicted model, not a curated record. Bases 98 to 523 code for a protein of 141 amino acids. Gene Ontology annotation, cellular component: mitochondrial inner membrane.
CCUCAUAUUUAGCAGCUGAUUUUUGUUUUGGUCUGCUUGUAAAGCGUAAGGUGGUAUCGACGAUUUUCUCACUGAAUUAAAUUAUUACACUGAUAUCAUGAAGUUUCCAUCAAAUCGAACGUUAGCUAAAGUAAGUGUCUACAUUGCGAUUGGUGGCAUUUCUGCUGUUAUGUAUAUGAAGUACAAAAUCGAAGACCGAAUUAGGAAUUACGAGUACUACCGGCAGGCAUUCAAAGCAUUACGGGGGAAUGCAGGUGUUGUUAAAUUACUCGGGGAGCCAAUCAAGGACAUGGGAUUUGAUUUGGCGGACACAGAGAAAAAUAAUUGCGAUGGAAAGACCGCUCAUUUUGAAGUUGCAGUUAAAGGUCCAUUAGAUCGAGGUACAAUGUUUUUCUGGUCAAAAAGGACAAACAAUAAAUGGGAAUUACAGCGAUUAGAACUAGAAGUCAAAUCACAACUUGACAAACGAUUCCUCAUUGUGAAAGAAGAUAAUGCGCCAAAUCAUCGAAACCAAACGGAGUAACCAUAAGUAAAGUGUAGCUUAUAUUUAAGGAAAAAAAUAAACAAUUUUCGGACAAAAA